UUUAACUCCAGCUGCCAGACCCCUGAACGGGAGAGGCAGAGAGGACUGGCCAACAUGCACAACUUCCGCAGCCUCCUGGCCCUUCUGCUGCUGCCGCUGCUACUGCUGGGGGCUGCCAUGGGCCCCGCCGGAGCCCUCAGUGAUGAUGAAAAGCACGUGAUGGUGGAGCUGCACAAUCUCUACCGAGCCCAGGUGUCCCCGCCGGCCGCCAACAUGCUGCAAAUGAGGUGGGACGAGGAGCUGGCCGCCUUCGCCAAGGCCUAUGCGCAGCAGUGCGUGUGGGGCCACAACAAGGAGCGCGGGCGGCGCGGCGAGAACCUGUUCGCCAUCACGGACGAGGGCCUGGACGUGCCGCUGGCCAUGGAGGAGUGGCACCACGAGCGCGAGCACUACAACCUCAGCGCCACCACCUGCGCCACAGGCCAGAUGUGCGGCCACUACACGCAGGUGGUCUGGGCCAAAACAGAGAGGAUUGGCUGUGGUGCCCACUUCUGUGAGAAGCUCCAGGGCGUUGAGGAGACCAAUAUCCACUUGCUGGUUUGCAACUAUGAGCCCCCGGGGAACGUGAAGGGGCAGAGGCCCUACCAGGAGGGAACUCCAUGCUCCCAAUGUCCCUUGGGCUACCACUGCGAAAACUCCCUGUGUGAACCCAUCAGAGGCCCAGAAGAGGCUCAGGAUUUGCCUUAUCUAGUAACUGAGGCCCCAUCUUCCCUGGCAACAGAAGCCUCAGGCUCUAGGAAAGAGGGUAUCACUUCUUCCUUAGCAACGGAAACUCCAUCCUUCUUGGUAACAGAGGUCUCAGGCUCCCUGGCAACAAAUGCUCUACCUGCUGUAGAAACCAAGGCCCCAUCUUCCUUAGUAACGGAAGACUCCCCUUCCAUGGCAACAGAGGCUCCACUUUCCUUAGCAACUGAGGUCCCUUCCUUUUUGGCAACUCACAGCCUACUCUACUUGGAUGAGAGACCAGCUACCCUCCCCAAAUCAACCCAUGAUCCUACCCCCAAAUCAGCAGACAAAGAGGCCAGCAGUACAAGAAUGCCCUCCAGGAGCCCAGAGAGUUCUCUGCAGCCCAAGAUGUCCUUGACGGGGACAUGGGAGCCGCUACCCAACUCCCAGGAGGAGGGCGAGGCUGAGGCCGAGUCGCCUCAUUCCAGUGAGAUCUUGGCCUCAGUUUUUCCAGCGCAGGACAAGCCAGGUGAGCCGCAGGCCACACUGGAGCACAAGGGGCACACCUCCUCCAAGUCCCUGUCCAACUCCCCCAGUGCCUCUGCCACCGCUAAUGCCAUGGGUGGGCGUACCCUGGCCCUGCAGUCUUCCUUGCCAGGUGCAGAGGGCCCUGAAAAGCAUGGCAUCAAGUCAGGGUUGAACUCGAGCCCUGGGCACGUCUGGGGCCUCCUCCUGGGACUGCUGCUACUGCCUCCCCUGGUGCUGGCUGGAAUCUUCUGAAGGGGUCACCACUCAAAGGCAAGGCCUCAUGGGGGGGGACCCUAGCCUCAUGCCCACUCUGGAUUGUCUUUCUCCAAUAAGAGACCACAGCUUCCUGGAAGGUCCUCUCUGUGGCCCAGCAGCCCCCCUUCACCCCAGCCAGACUCCAGGCCAGAGGCUUGUGCCCUCAGGAGGCCUCGACAGGGACAACCCUUGGCACUGCCCCAGGAUGCCUCUGCCUUUGGGGAGGUCCACCCCUCAGCCAGCUGCAGAUUGUUCUGAGCAGUGUUCCUGUGGCCUGUGCCCACUCUCCAGCUGUCCUGUGGCCACAGUCCUGCUCUUCCAGGGACAGAAGAUCUCAGGGCUUCCCAGGAACCCCUCGGCCCCUUCCAGUCCCCUGGCCUCUUCCUUGAGCCAUUGGAGUCUAGGGCUGUUCCCAGGAGUGCUUCCUGCCUUUCCAGGGUGAAGAGGUCAGCUGUCCUCCUGCCAUCUCCCCCACCCUGUCCCCAGCCCCCCAAACAAGACGUUUCUUGGCUGAAGUCCCUCUGGAAGGGAAAGGCUGCAGGGCAUGUGCCUCAUCCACAGACAUCUUUGGGGGCAUGGGGCCUGGCCACUGCGAGCUCAGGUUGCUGCCCGCUGACUGCACGUGUCUGGACCCCUUCUGCUCCUCCCAUCUCAGUCUGGGGGGUGGGGGGGGUGAGUGAGGACUCUGGGGAGGUCCCUGCCUGCCUGGCCUUGGGUUGUCUGCGUAGGCAAGGUAAGGGUUCUCCCUGAGUGUCCGGUCCCCUAACUUUCCUGUUUAGCUGGCAGCGGGUGUCGUGAGGGGCAGAUGAAGGACAAGCCCCAUCUGAGAGGGGUUCUAUGGGUGGGGCAGGCAGGGACCAGGGAAGGGAGGCAGCCCCUGACUCCCGAAUAAAAGCCUGUGUAAGAGGACCAGUCGCCGUGCUUGCGAGCAACAGAGGGGGCAAGGGAGGGCUUUUGGGCGGGGGGCCCUGAGAGGCUCACCUCUUCCCCUACUGACUCAUGGCAACUGUUCCUUCUCCUUCACACGCCCUCUCCCCCAAACACUCCAUUUAGUUCUUUGAGGCACUUUUCCUUUCCUUCCUAACCCCCGCCCCCAAAUCUUCAGGUAGCCGGCGGAAAGGGGCUAGGGCCAAGGGUUGGCGAAGGGUGCUGGGCUGACUCUCCCAGCUCUGAGAGUCACUAGUGGAGCCUAGCUGGGUUCGUGACCCAGGAUCAAGGAGUGGCAUACGACCUCUUCACAGGGGUCCUGCUGCCCACGCCCACCCAGGACACAAGGUCUGAAAUGUACCUCAGCAUGGCUUUGCCAACCCUCGGUGCUUGGAGGAGCCCUGAGAAAGGGCUCUGGGGUCCCAGACACCCCCCCAGGGAAGCAUAGGAUUGUCCUGAAGUGCUGUGGGGCAGGAAAGCACAAGUGUGUGAGUAGGGCUAGCAAUGGUAGGUGAUGAGGGCAGCCUGGGACCCAGCUGGGGCUGGUGUGGAGGGGCAGCUAAACAGGAAGCAUCCAAAUCAGUCCAGGGCUGAAUGCUGUGUGUGUGUGUAUGAGAUGACAGAAUGUAUCUCCAUUAAGGUAUAACUCAUAUAACAUAAAAUUCACUCAUUUAAAGUGUACCACUCAAUGGUUUUUAGUAUAUUCGCAGGGCUGUGCAACCAUCACCACAAUUUGGGAACAUUUGUAUCACCCCAAACAGAAACCCCACACCCGUCAGCAGUCAUUUCCCAUUUUCCCUCCACGCGCCCCAGCCCCUGCCCUAAGCAAUCACUAAUCUAUUGUCUCUAUGGGUCUGUCUAUUCUGACAUUUUGUAUAAAUAGAAUCAUACAAUAUGUGGCCUUUUGUGUCUGGCUUCUUUCAC
Messenger RNA from Balaenoptera musculus (blue whale), 3300 nucleotides. It is a transcript of the gene PI16, whose product is annotated as peptidase inhibitor 16. The transcript has 6 exons. The record is from RefSeq and is a predicted model, not a curated record. The coding region runs from base 55 to 1446 and encodes 463 amino acids. Lineage: Eukaryota; Metazoa; Chordata; Mammalia; Artiodactyla; Balaenopteridae. Gene Ontology annotation, cellular component: extracellular region.